AUGCGCUCAGACCGCGACAACUACCUGACCAUCAACUGGAAUAACAUCGAGAACGGAAUGGCCGACCAGUUCAAGAAAGUGUCCAAUUCUCGGAACAGACUCUACACUAAAUUUGAUUACAACUCAAUCAUGAUUUACGGCACCAAAGCGUUCAGCAAAAACGGCAGAAACACAAUGACUCCCAAACAGAGAGGCGUUAGGAUUAUGGAGUCUCACUAUAAGAGGAAUCUCAGCCCUUUGGAUGUCCAGACACUGAACGCUAUGUAUAGGUGUAACACGAAUGGCAAUUAUAAUGUCAGAACAUAG
Medioppia subpectinata is the source of this 306-nucleotide messenger RNA. The record is from the annotation of a GenBank genome assembly. NCBI's taxonomy places the organism in Eukaryota, Metazoa, Arthropoda, Arachnida, Sarcoptiformes, Oppiidae.